Molecule: messenger RNA, 7601 nt
Organism: Pararge aegeria (speckled wood butterfly)
Lineage: Eukaryota; Metazoa; Arthropoda; Insecta; Lepidoptera; Nymphalidae
Gene: Mcr
Product: CD109 antigen
Exons: 33
Coding region: 264-5780 (1838 amino acids)
Cellular component (GO): extracellular region
Molecular function (GO): endopeptidase inhibitor activity; protein binding
Source: RefSeq, a predicted model, not a curated record
GCGCGGUGCGUCAAACAAGUUUUGGCUUUGGUUGGUUGAAUACUUUUCCGUUCAUAUGAAUAAUAUGACGGUGUAACGAACUUGUUAGGUGCAUAUUUAACCAAUAUUUAUGUUAAUACACCACUAAAUUUGCAGAAAUUCAUAUAAAUUUAAAGUGCAGUGAUUGUUUUGAUAAAAUAGUGAUUUUUUUAUAAGAAAACGGUACAAAGGCGAGCGUAUCCAUGGGCGUUAACUUCAGGCCCCUAAGACAAUAAGACUGAACUAUGAAUCUCAUAGUAAAGCAUUUAUUAUCAAUAUCAAUAUUACAAAUAUGUCUUGCACAAGAUUAUGCCACUCCAACAUACAAUCCUGAUUAUCAAGUGAACCCCACAAAUGACUAUCUCAACCCAAAUGAUCCAAGGUUGAACACCAACGAUCCAAGAUAUGACAACCCAUAUGAUCCAAACAGACGAUUGGCAAACCGGAAUCAGUAUGACAAAAACCAAUAUGAUUCUAGUAGGAAUACAUUUAAGGACCAAAGGUAUAAUCAGUAUGACAAUAGGAAUGAACAGGGAUAUGUGAACCAGUUUGGGUCAGAGAAUCCUGAGAAUACUCCGAGGCCAUCCACAUCAUGGGGAAGCGGAAGAACUUAUAACACUGCUUAUAAAACUGCUGAGUUAGAACAUGAUAGUGUUAUAAUUAAUGAAGCAACAUAUUUCAUAGUAGCCUCUCGCAUGGUGAGACCAGGACAGAUUUACAAGAUAUCGGCAAACAUAUUACGAGCUCGCCUCCAAAUGACCAUAAGAGCUUCGAUAUCCUGCAAUGGGGUAGAAAUAGCUGAUGUCAUUGAAAAGGUUAAAGAAGGAGUGCCAGAGGUUUUGAAUAUGAGAGUACCGGCAACAUCAGUGCCUGGGGAUUAUAAGUUACGUGUUGAGGGUUUAUUCUUGGAUGACCCCUUCGGCGGACGUGCAUUCGUCAAUGAGACCCAGCUGACUUUCUCCAAGCGUUUCAUGACAAUCUUUAUACAGAUGGACAAACCUGUCUACAUGCAGAGUCAGACUGUGAAAUUCCGAGUUAUUCCAAUAAACACUGAACUAAAAGCCUUCGGUAGAGCGAUCGACGUCUUCAUACUCGAUCCGAACAGACGCAUUAUGAAGCGGUGGCUUUCGAGGCAGAGCAACUUCGGCACGGUGAGCCUGCGGUACCCGCUGUCGGACCAGCCGCUGUUCGGCGAGUGGCUGGUCCGCGUCGAGGCAUUGGGGCAGGUCGAGGAGGCGCAAUUCCUCGUGGAGGAGUACUACCAGACCAGGUUUGAGGUGAACGUCACGAUGCCAGCGUUCUUCUUCAACACGGACCCGUACAUCCACGGGCGGAUCAUGGCCAACUACACGUCGGGCGCGCCCGUGCACGGCAACCUGACGCUGCGGGCGACUCUGCGGCCCAUACCGCAGUACCGGCCGCGGCACUACCAGCAGGGACAGUUCAACAAUCGGGGGCCCUAUGGAUCUGUAGUCACCGACCAGUACACUCGAGUGCGUCCAAACUACAAUCCAUAUCUGUACAACGAGUCGGGUCACCUGCCUUACGAUUACACGGGCCAAGUUGACGAGUACGGCCGACCCACCAACUACAGGCCCGGACAACCCAACCAGAUAGACCAGCCGGACUGGUGGUACGAUCCGCAGAAGGUCUACACCAGGAUGUUUAACUUCGACGAGAAAUACCCAUUCUGGAUGCCGAAGCCGGACCCGAUAGAGUUUGCGAACCAACAGAACCAACAGAAUCAACAGAAUCAACAGAACCAGCAGAACUUAAACAACCCCAACUAUAACACGUACAGCACUUCCAAUUACAACUACUAUAACAACCCAUAUUACACACAGUUGCCGUAUCUGAGAUUUUUUAAUGGCACAUAUGACUUCAAAUAUCCCAUGACGGAGCUGUCUCAAUUAGUUCCCGCCCUCGACGGAGUGGAGGUGAUAAUCACGGCAUCAGUCGGGGAUCCAUUCUUUGACGAAGUGAUCGAGGGGUACAGUAUAGCCAGGAUCUUCAACUCCUCACUGGCUGUUACGUUCCUGGGUGGGGAGCUUCAGGUGUUCAAGCCGGCCAUGCCGUUUGAUGUUUAUAUGGCGGUAUCGUACCACGACGGGUCCCGCUUGCCCGCGUGGCAGGCGGUGGGCGUGGCGCUGACUGUGACGGGGCAGCUGGAAGGCCGCGGGGGAGCCUUGGAACCACAGCGGCCCACCCUCGUGCCGGGACACGACGCCGUGUGGCACCUCAGGCUCGACCUCUUUAAGCUGCUGAAACUGGAGAAUGAUCCGAACCAUCGUGAAGUGCUGAAUAGUAUAACCGGAUUGCGUCUCUCGGCGACGCUCGGGGACGCGAUGGGAGGCCGGGCCGCUGCUGACGUGCAUCUAGUAGCGCACGAGAGUCCCAACCAUCACCAUCUUCGUGUUUCAACGUCAACCACCGAUGCGAGGGUGGGUGAAUACGUCGUUUUCCACGUACAGAGUAACUUUUACAUGGAAUCGUUCAACUAUGUCGUUAUGUCAAAGGGCAUUAUUCUAACCAGCGGUCAAGAGAUCAAUCAGGAAGGCGUGCGCACAUUUUCGGUUGUGGUGUCUUCGGAGAUGGCUCCAGUGGCCACGCUGCUUGUGUGGGCGCAUCGCCGGCGUGCACACGUUCUCGCCGACUCACUCACCUUUCCUGUCAACGGCAUUAGCACCAACAACUUCACUGUGCACGUAAACAAUCGCAAGCACCGCACGGGUGAGCGCGUGGAGGUGGCCAUAUACGGCGAGCCCGGCGCGUACGUCGGCCUCUCCGCCAUCGACCACGCCUUCUACACCAUGCAGGCGGGAAACGAGCUCACGUACGCAAAGGUGAUAUCAAAAAUGUCGCACUUCGACGAGGCGACGAACGGCACGUUUUCGUACACGUGGCGCUCGCACUUUGGCGACGCAGACGAGCUGGUAUACUUCCCCUCACCGAGCUUCGGUAUCGACGCUAAUCGCACGUUCGAAUACGCGGGUCUGGUGGUGCUAUCGGACGUGGCGGUGUACAGGCGCUACUCGAUGUGCAACGAGUCGCUGGGCAUGGCCGAAUGCUUGGACGGCACCUGCUACCCCAUCGACAAGCGGUGCGACGGCUCACUGGACUGUGCAGACCGCACCGAUGAAUCUAACUGCAAGCGCGACGACUCGUUCGAGCUGGCUCACUUCCGCAAGUUCCGCUUCAACCGCAUCCAGCGGCAGUACGAGAACGUGUGGAUGUGGCGCGACGUCAACAUCGGGCCGCACGGCCGCUACGUGUUCACGCUGGACGUGCCCGCCGCGCCUGCGCACUGGACCAUCUCCGCAGUGGCCAUGUCGCCCGGCGCCGGCCUUGGCAUGCUUUCGCGCCCGCUUAAUUAUGUGGGCAUCUUACCGUUCUUCAUCAAAGUGGAAGGCCCGGACCGUUGCAAGCAGGGCGAGCAGUUGGGAUUGAGGGUGGCGGUGUUCAACUACCAGCCGCAAGCUAUUGAGGCCGUCGUAGUGCUCGCUUCCUCGCCCGAUUACAAGUUCAUACACGUGGAGGAGAAUGGAAUUGUGCGUUCGUACAACCCGCGCACGUCGUUCGGCGAGCACCAGUUCUUCGUGUACAUACUGGCGGGGGACGCGGCGGUCGUGCACAUCCCCGUGGUGCCAGCGCGCCUCGGCCGCAUCCGCGUGGACAUCAUCGCCUCCACGCUCCAAGGCCAGCAUCGGGCGUCCAAGCACAUCGAUGUCGAGGCCGACGGCAUACCGCAAUACAGGCAUCAGUCAGUCCUUCUAGAUCUUUCGAAUCGCGCGUAUGUGUUCCAAUACAUGCACGUGAAUGUGACCGAGACACCCAUCAUACCGUACGAGGUCGGUCGGUACUACGUGUUCGGAUCGAAUAAAGCGAGGGUAUCCAUAGUGGGUGAUGUGGUCGGACCACUCUUCCCGACCAUGCCUGUCAACGCUACAAGCCUUCUAGAUUUGCCUAUGGACUCGGCGGAACAAAACAUGUUCAGUUUCGCGGCGAACAUGUACCUCACACUGUACAUGCGUCUCAUCAACCAGCGCAACCGCACCUUGGAGCAAGAGUCGUUCUACCACAUGAACAUCCUCUACCAGCGACAACUGUCAUACAUGAGACCAGACGGAUCCUUCAGCUUGUUCCGCAGCGACUGGAAUCAGUCAGCAUCUAGCGUGUGGCUGACCUCGUACUGCGCUAAAAUAUUCCAGGACGCUUCCUUCAACGAGUGGGAGAAUUACAUCUACAUUGACCCCGACGUGAUAUCAAUGUCCGUGUCGUGGGUGCUGGAGCAUCAGAUGCCGGAGGGCUCGUUCUACGAGGUGACGUGGUCGCCGGACCGGAACGCGAACGACUCAAUCGCGGUGCCCAUGGACUCGCAGCUGUAUCGAGACGCGAAGUUCCAGCUGAAGGGACAAAAGGUCAAUAACACGAUAAUUCUGGAACGGAACAUCACCCUGACGGCGCAAGUGGUCAUAACGCUGGAAUCCGUCAAGAACUUGAAGGACAUCGGUAUACGGGAGGGGCUGAGCGCACGCGUGGCCACGGCACAGCAGCGCGGCGUGUCGUGGCUGGAGCGGCACCUGCAGCUGUUGCACGACUUCGGCGAGCCGCUGGCGCUGGCGCUGGUCGCCUACGCGCUGAGUGCCGCUAAAGCGCCCAGCGCCGAGCACGCCUUCCGCCUGCUCAAGCGGCACCAGCGCUCCGAAGGUGGUCUGGUAUAUUGGGGGAAGGAACCGGUACCACAGCCUCCAUACAAGAUGGAAAACCAGAAGCCUUUCCUGCUACCUCGCCUGCCCUACAAGUACGACUCCAACAACAUCGCGGCGACCGCUUACGCACUGCUAGCGUGCAUGGACCAUCAGGACAACAAUGAAGCGAUCGUUAUGUGGCUUAACUCCCAGCGGCUCAAAGAUGGCGGAUGGGCGUCUACGCAGGACACGUACAUAGCGCUGCGUGCGCUCAUCGAAUACACGAACCGGAAACGACUGCGUGACGUCAGCGGCCUCGCCGUCAGCGUAGACGCGGUCGCGCUGGCGGGGGAGACGCGCCAGCUGCGCGUGCGCAACGACAACCUCGCCGUCAUGCAGAGCAUCGACAUCCCCGAGGCGUGGGGCACGGUGAAGGUGACGGCGCGAGGCGCGGGUUACGCCAUCCUGCAGAUGUCGGUGCAGUACAACGUGGACAUAGCGCGCUUCCAGACGGCGCCGCCGGCCACGUGCUUUUCGUUGCUGGCCAGCGCGUACUACCACGGCAGGAACCAGUCGCACAUCCGCUACCAGACGUGCGCCAGCUGGACAAUGACAGAUGAGGCGCCGCGGUCAGGGCUCGCAGUCCUGGAGGUGGGAAUCCCGACGGGUUACAUGAUCCAGCAGCAGCGGUUGGAUUCCUACGUGCUGUCCCGCUCCGUGCGUACUCUGCAACGCGCCAAGUACCAGCCCGACAAGCUUCUGUUCUACUUUGAUUAUCUGGACCAAGAGCACACGUGCGUGAACUUCACAAUCGAGCGCUGGUACCCCGUGGCCAACAUGUCGCGCUACCUGCCCAUACGAGUGUACGACUAUUACGCGCCAGAGCGCUUCAAUGAGACGAUAUUCGACGCCCUGCCGACCUACCUACUUAACAUCUGCGAGGUUUGCGGCUCAUCGCAGUGCCCCUACUGCUCCAUAUACAACGCGGCUGCGGCUCUACAGAUACCUCUACUGUUACUACUGGCUACCUUCGUCGUACUAUUGCGGAACAUACGACCGCAAUACGACACGUAACGGCGUCGACUUUGUUAUAUAACCUUUUUAUAGCGUCAUAUCAUAACAGGGCCCCAAGUCUGCUAUAUCAAAUUUGCGUCACUAGCCAAUCUAUGACAAAAGUACCGCAAUACGACAUGUAGAGGCGUCAACUUUGUUAUAUAACCUUUGCAUUGCGACAUAUCAUAACAGGGCCCCAAUUCGGCUGGUAUAACAGGUGCGUCGCUAACCAAUCUAUGACAUAAAGUAACGCAAUACGACACGUAGCGGCGUCUUAUUUGUUAUACGACCUUUGUAUAGCGUCGUAUCAUAACAGGGCCCAAGUCUACUAUUACAAUUUUGCGUCACUGGACAAUCUAUGACAAAAAGUACCGCAAUGACACGUAGCGGCAUCGACUUUGUCAUCUUACCUUUGUAUAGUUUCAUGUCAUAGCAGUCCCCAAGUCUACAAUUACAAUUGCUCGUAAAAUUCAAUGACAAAAAGUACUUGUGAAAAAUCAAAUUAAAAAGCGUUUGUGACCCUGACACAAAAUAAAAUAUCCUUUGGCCUGUCGUGUACCUUACCGUUGUUCUAUUCAAGUUUUGUUAACCUUUCGCUCUAGUGCCUUAAGCUUUUUCUCAUUCAUACUUUAAUUAAUAAUUUUACCAAAAAAGCGUGCACUCAAGAUAAUUCUUUCAGACCUCUUGUAUAAUGUAAACAACAAGUUUGUUAAUAUCAAUAAAAACAAAUAGUUCAUAAUUUUUUUUAUGUAUGUCUUGUUUUUAUUAUUUUUGAAAAUAUACUGUGUACUAAAAAGUGACGCAAAUAUUGUUUACAACUAGGCAGAUGAGAAUAAAUAGGCUUAAGAAGAUCCAGUAAUUUUGAAGAAACAAACUUACUCUCUUAUACCUAGGAAGUAUACGGUAAAAAGACAGGAGUAUGAAUUUUUUGCUGGAAUCUCAAUGCUAAACUAUUUUGAACCACAUAUUUGUAGCUUUUCACGUUAAUUUGGCAAUAACCAUCGUCUUAUAUGUAGUUAUAUUAAUGCAUUUAAUAUUGCAGGUUUACAAAUAGUAGUGUCAUAAAUGAAUACUAAAAUUAUAAGUGUUCUUGAAGUGAGAAAUUAAGCUUUGACAUAAAAUAAAUUUUUAAAUUUCACGCAUUCACAUUUUGAAGUGGGUUAGAUAAUAGAAUACUACGAACCACAAUGCCUCAUGAAAGAAUCUACUACACCCAAUUCAUAUAUCUAAAAUACACUUCUUGAUCGUAAUCGUAUGCUACUCAGUGCGUCGUGUGAGAUUUUCUAUUAUCUCAUCUUGAAUUAAAUGAAUUUAAAUUUACUUGAGCCGCUCUUUCAAUUCCAUACAAAUCGCAGUUAAUUUUCUCGCGAUUGAAUAGGGAUAAAAUCUCACAAUAUCUCUCUGUUCCAGAAGGAAAUUUGUAAAUUAGUUUAGUACUACCUUUAGACCUGACUAUUAAAUUCACUUGUGUUAAUCCGAUUUAGCACCAUUCUAUCAAAGCUAAACAAUAUAAGUUUUUUUUUAAAUUAGUUUUGUGUUAAACUUUUUCCUCAAUACCAUAUAGUUUUCCAUACUGAAAACUUGAUUAGCAUAAGUUUACUAUUUUAAGACCAAAUAAUACUUCGCUUUUUUUAUUAUGCUGAUAUCUUUUUUUCUGCUUUAUACCUGAAACAUAAAAUAUCCCACUCUUAGCCACGCUAACGCUUAGCGUGGCUAAGAGUGUGAUGUUUGUUUCUUCAAAAUUACUGGAUCUUCUUAAGCCUAUUUAUUCUCAUCUGCCUAGUUGUAAACAAUAUUUACGUCACUUUUUAGUACAAAGUAUAUUUUCAAAAAUAAUAAAAA